AUGGCAACCCGCUCCCGGCCACCCUCUCGAGCCCGCUCCCCUAUUGAUCAGGGAGAGCUGGGACCCUUCCUUCCGCCAGCCUCCCCUGAGCUUGGCGAAGUAUCUCUCGAGCGGGUCAUCCGCCUUCUCUGGGGACUCCAAUCCCAGGUUGACCGCAUCGAGCGGACCCUCUCGGAACAAGCCGAAGUUAGCCAAGAGGUUUGGACCAAUGUCGAGAACAUCUCACAAGCGGUCGAUACUGUCAAGGAUGGGCUUGCCCAACUCCAGCAAUCCCGGGGCCCCCACACCCCAGAAGAACAAAAACCCCCCGCGGUCGAGGAAACUCCCAGGGCCGCGCCCAAAGUCGAGCCUUUUGGCAAGACUCAACCAUCCCUCGGGGCCCCAGCCCCCAUCUUCUCCACAGGGGCCCCUAGGCGCGACCCCCUCACCCUUUUCAACCCCUACCCCUCCUCUUCCUUCCCUUCUGGACCGGCUCCAGCCCCCCAGGGACCUCCACCAGCGCCUGUCAUUACCCCGGCGCAGCCUCCAGCCCCCUCCACCGUAAAGGUGGACCAUCCAGAUGCCUUCAAAGGCAAAAUAGGCUCGGAGGCCAAGCAAUGGCUAACCCGCAUGUUGGCCUGGGUUUGCCUCAACCAGAGGCAGUUCCCCUCGGACUUGGAGGUCCUCAGCUUCCUCCUCAUGAAUAUGGAGGAAGCAGCUGGGGCCUGGGCCCAUCCUCACUUGGACCAACUAGGGUCCCAUCGCGCACUCAUCCAGACCGUGGAUGAGUUCAAAAUUGAAUUCCUGGCCGCCUUUGGCGACCCUGAUGCAACCCGUGCAGCGGAGCGGAAGAUUACUUCCCUCACCCAGACCGGCACUUGUGCCGAAUAUAUUACUAAGUUCCGCACGCUGCAAAUGGAACUCAAUUGGAACGACGCCGCACUCCGCGGCCAAUUUGCGCAAGGGCUCCACUGGGAGGUCCGAAAACAAAUCGCCACAAGGGAAAGGCAACCCCGAACCCUGAGGGAGCUACAAGAUGCUGCCCUCAUCAUUGACAAUGCCCUCCGCAAGGAGCGAGCCAGCCACCCGCAACAGGGGAAUAAGUCUGGUAAAAACUCCUCCACCUCCAACCGGGGGGCGAGUACCGGCCAACAGGCCACCAAAACCGGUCCCCUCUCCUCCGAUCCCAAUUACGUCUCGGAGGACAAACGUAACCGCCGCCGCGCAGAAGGUCUCUGUGUCAAAUGCGGCAAGCCAGGGCACAAGUUUGCCAAGUGUUGGACCGGAUGGAAGGCUACCCCAAAGGAGGAUAAGGGGAAGGCCAAGGAAGCCGCCAAAAUUGGCAAAGACUCUGAGUACCAAUCGGGAAAAGAUACCAAUAGAAUCACACCACUCUUCACUAUUCCAAUAAAACCAGAGAAACAAGCGGAAACACUAGAAGUCCUGAUUGAUUCAGGCGCCACAUCAUCCUUCCUUCACCCCCGUACCGCGGAACUACUCCGCCUUCCACUCAUUGAUCUCCCUACUCCCCGUACCGUUACUAUGCUUGAUGGGUCGAGCCCCCAGGCAGGAAAAAUCUGGAAGAAGGCAGUACUUACCUUCAGCUAUGAUGGCAAGAAGAUGACGGAAACCUUCCUUAUCUGUAACACCGGCAAUCACGCGGCCAUCUUAGGUUUGAAAUGGUUAGACGCCCACAAUCCGGAAAUAGAUUGGAAUACGCGCACCCUAUCCUUCCCACACACCCCGCCAGAACACGUGGCCAUUGCCGAAGAAGAGGAAGCUGAUCAAAACCCUCUUGAAGGAGUACCCUCCGAAUAUCACCAAUACGCCAAGGUGUUUGGAGAAGAAGAAUUCAAUAAGCUUCCUCCUCACAGACAUUACAAUAUUGGCAUAGAACUCACAGAGGAAGGUCCCUUGAACUCGCCCCUAUACAGCAUGACAGAUGCCAAAUCCGCCACACUCAAGGAUUGGCUAAGGGAUGAACUCAAAGCUGGGAAAAUCCGCCCAAGCAAGUCUUCCAUCAGCUCCCCCGUAAUGUUUGUGCCCAAAAAGGAUGGCUCCCGCCGCUUGGUUGUCGACUACCGCCGCCUCAACAACAGGACCAAGAAAAAUGUAUACCCAUUACCCCGUCCAGAUGAUCUCAUGGCCCAACUUUGCGGCGCCAAGAUCUUCACUAAGCUGGACCUAAGAUGGGGAUAUAACAAUGUCCGAGUUAAGGAAGGCGAUGAAUGGAAGACCGCGUUCCGCACCAAAUAUGGUUUAUACGAGUCCCUAGUCAUGACCUUUGGUCUUACCAACGCUCCCGCCGCCUUCCAACACUUUAUGAACAAACUGUUCAAAGACCUAUUGGAUGUAUGCGUCAUCAUCUACCUCGAUGACAUCCUGAUCUACUCUAAGGAUGAUGUAUCCCAUACGCAACACGUUCAUGAGGUCCUAAAGCGGCUAAUGGAGAACCAACUGUUUUGCAAAGCGUCUAAAUGUACCUUCCACGUCACCUCGGUGGAAUACUUGGGUAUCAUUGUCUCCAAUAAAGGGUUCAGCCUGGAUAAGCUCAAGAUUCAGGCGGUACAGGAAUGGCCGAUACCCACUAAGGUUAAAGAGGUCCAAUCGUUUCUGGGGUUCGCCAACUUCCUACGUCGUUUUGUCGCCAACUUUAGCCAUAUGGCUAGGCCCUUGCACAACUUGGUCAAGAAGGACGCAAUCUGGAAAUGGGAUACUAAAGAACAAGAUGCCUUCCAAGGACUAAAGGACGCCAUCACCAACGCUCCGGUUCUUUGUCAUGCGGACCCAUCCAAGCCAUACUUCCUAGAGACAGACGCCUCCGGUGCAGCCCUGGGUUCUAUACUUAGCCAACGCCAGGAAGAUGGCCGUCUGCACCCAUUAGGAUUCUUAUCGGAGUUGUUCAAAGGAGCCAAGCAAAACUAUGACACGCACGAUAAGGAGCUUCUAGCUAUUAUACGCUCCUUUGAGUACUGGCGCAUAUUCCUGGAAGGAACACCACACCCGAUCACCGUGUUCACAGACCACCGUAACUUAGAAUACUGGAAGGAGUCCCGGACAUUUAAUCGACGCCAUGCACGAUGGCACCUACUCCUUGCCGGAUAUAACUUCCAGAUAGUCUAUCGUCCAGGGAAACAGUCGGGAAAACCAGAUGCCCUCUCACGCCGCUCGGAUCAUGCUGAUGUCCCUCCUGCCAAUCAAACAAUGCUCCCAGGUCCUGUAUUUGCCAAUGUAGCCGUCAUCACACCGGAAAAGGAACUCCAAUGCCAAAUUGAGGCUGCCCUAGACCAAGACGAGUCCCUGGAAGAAAUCCUAAACUUCCUCCAAAAUGAAUCAAAGGCACUGCCAUCCAUCAAACGGGUGUUUAAGGACUAUCAAAUGGAAGCAGGAUUGCUCUUCUACCAAGGGCGAAUUGUGGUUCCCGAUGUCGGAACCUUAUGGACGGAUCUCUUACAAAUCUUCCAUGACAGCGCACUGGCAGGGCAUCCAGGAAGACAACAAACCUUGGAGCUGAUUUCUUGCAAUUAUUAUUGGCCAGGCAUACGCGCUGAUACGUACUGGCACGUAGAUUCCUGUGAAACCUGCCAACGCAUCAGGAAACCCAAGUACGCGUCUAUCCCUCCUCAACCCCUAGAGUUACCUACACGGCCGUGGCAACAUGUGUCUUAUGACAUGAUAGUAGACCUGCCCAGGGAUGGAACUUGCAACUCAAUCUUGGUCAUUGUUGACAGCUUCACCAAGUACGGGAUCUUUGUCAAAUGUUCCAAAAAACUCAAGGCACCGGAACUGGCGGAACUAUUCCUGGAACAUGUGUGGAAACGGCACGGGAUGCCUGAAAAAACGGUCUCGGAUAGGGGAAGGGUUUUCAACAACAAAUUCCUGAGAGCGCUAUACAAACGCCUAGGGAUAGACCCUCACUUCUCUUCAGCUUAUCAUCCUCAGAGCGACGGCCAGACGGAAAGGGUAAACCCCUCCAUUGAACACUUCCUCAGGGCUUACUCAGGGAUCAACCAACGGGACUGGACCAAAUGGCUCCCAAUGGCGGAAUUUGCGUACAACAAUGCCGUACAUAGCAGCACGGGGAAGACCCCUUUUAAAGCCUUGUACGGGUGGGAACCCACCUUAACCCCGUCAAACGUACCAACCGACGUCCCAGAAGCAGAUGACCUUGCCCAGACAAUGGAGGCACAAUGGAAGGAGGUGGAAUCGGCACUCCGGCAAUCCAAGCAACGCAUGACGGCCGGAGAAGAUGGGAGCCCAAUAGAGUUUGAGAUCGGAGAAGAAGCCUGGCUGGACGCCAAAAACAUCAAGCUCAAGACCUUGAGUCCCAAACUUACGGAGCAACGCCUGGGACCAUUUAAGGUUAUUGAGAAGAUCUCCGACCGGGCCUACCGCCUGGAAGUCAAAAGAGACAAGAAGCGCGCCUUUGAGAAUUGCCCCCCACCAGUCACAGUGGACGGGGAAGAAGAAUACAAAGUGGAAGGGAUUACCGAUGCAGAAGAACGCAACGGGAAAUGGUUUUUCCGAGUAAAAUGGAAGGGUUACGGCUUGGAAGAGAACACAUGGGAACCCCGGGAGAACCUGAAAAACGCAGAAAAAAUUUUGAAAAAAUACGAGGAGGACAUGAAGAAAAAGGCCCUCGGCGCUGCCAAGGCCCUUAGAGGGGGGGCAGUGUCGUAG
This is a messenger RNA of Rhizoctonia solani, 4659 nucleotides long. Its product is annotated as Retrotransposable element Tf2 protein. The transcript has 3 exons. NCBI's taxonomy places the organism in Eukaryota, Fungi, Basidiomycota, Agaricomycetes, Cantharellales, Ceratobasidiaceae. Gene Ontology annotation, molecular function: nucleic acid binding; zinc ion binding. Gene Ontology annotation, biological process: DNA integration. The coding region runs from base 1 to 4659 and encodes 1552 amino acids. The record is from RefSeq and is a predicted model, not a curated record.